Hemibagrus wyckioides is the source of this 4857-nucleotide messenger RNA. RefSeq names its product proto-oncogene DBL (gene mcf2b). Gene Ontology annotation, cellular component: cytoplasm. Gene Ontology annotation, molecular function: protein binding; guanyl-nucleotide exchange factor activity. The transcript is spliced from 27 exons. The record is from RefSeq and is a predicted model, not a curated record. The coding region runs from base 326 to 3343 and encodes 1005 amino acids. Gene Ontology annotation, biological process: intracellular signal transduction; dendrite development. NCBI's taxonomy places the organism in Eukaryota, Metazoa, Chordata, Actinopteri, Siluriformes, Bagridae.
CGGACCUCGUCCCAAACCGCGCACUCGCUCCCUACACAGUGUUAAUCUAGCAGACUGAAAUGACCAGCACGCGCCGCCGUUUAAUGCCAUUUGCUGCUUGGCUGCGACAUAAAAAUUUCAGAAUGUCACCAGAACCGUCAAAGGCAGUAUAUUCACAUCGCAGGGCACCUAACAAGGCGAACUAUGUAGUAUGUUAGUAGGCGGAUUGGGACGCAACCGCCGCCUCACAUAGUCCCGCAGAGAAGCUGAUGGAAGGAGGCAAGUUGUGAGAAAAAGAAAAAGGCGGGAUUUAAUGUCCUCUUGAAAAAGGGUACAUUUAUUCAGAAUGGCGGAGUCCGGCCAGUUUCGAGGUCUGCCCCGGAUCCGGAGGGCUGCGGCCUCAAUUCCUGGAAAUCUGCACCUGGUUCUGGUUCUAAGGCCCAAAAACCAGCCUCAAGGCACCGGCACAGACCUGGGAUUCCGCUUCUGUCAGGAUGACUUCACUAUUAAAAUGCCUGUGAUCAUGCUGAGUUCAGUCACUGAUCUGCUGCGUUAUAUUGAUGAGAACCAGUUGAGCACUGAUUUCAGUGGAACUCUCGAGUGCUGCGCCACAGACUGGAUUGUCCUGAGGACGGCGAUAGAGAGUUUUGCAGUGAUGGUGAAGGAUGUUGCUCAGCUGCUGCAGGUGUUUGGAACUGAACUGGCCGAGACUGAACUACCAGAGGAACCGAAUGCUAUCGAGUACCUGCUCCGCUCUCACACUGACAAAUACAGGCAGAUGAAGGAUGAUAUUCGCUCAGUGAUGAAGGAGGGACGUCAGAUCCUGUCUAAUCUGGAAGGAGUUAAAAAGACAGAGGACAGAGACAUUGCUCAGGACAGCAACACUGUACAGAGACUUCUGACCCAGCUCAGGGACAUGGAGAUGGCAUUUGAUGGGUUCUUUGAGAAACACCACCUAAAAAUGCAGCAGUAUCUGCAGCUGCUCCGCUACGAGCUGAGCUUUCAUGAGAUGGAGGUGAAGCUGGAGGAGCUGAUUGUCCGAGAGAAAGCGAUUCCUGCUGCAGGAGUGACAGCAGUUCAGACACAACAACUCCUAACAGAAUUACAAGCUCUUGACUCCAUCGCUGAGGAAGAGAUGGGUCGUGCUCAGAUUGUCAUCCUUCAUGGUCAUCAGUUAGCGGCGAGUCAUCACUACGCCCUGGCUCUCAUUGUCCAGCGCUGUAAUGAACUGCGUCAUCACUGUGACACACUGACCACUGCCCUACGCAACAAACACACCUCACUCACACACGCACACAGUCUACAGCUGCACCUUGAGGAGGUAGUGCGUUGGUGUGAUGAGAGUGUGUAUCUGCUGGCCGGUCAGAUGGUUGAUAAGUUCCAAUCUAAAGAAGGAGCUCAGGAAGCUCUGAAUGAUAUUCAGAGACUGCUGGAGACCAAACCAGCACUCAGCUCCACUACUGACACAUGCACACCUGAGAUACAGGCUCAGGUGACAGUUGUGAUGGAGAAGUUCUCCUCAGUGCAGGUGAUGCUGGAGAACAGACAGGCAUGUUUGCGUAAACUCACCUGCGUUCAGGUGAGACCCAUCCAGCCUGUCUCCCCAAGACCAGAGAGCCCGACCCGCAUCAAAUCCCCGCUGUUCUCCCCCAAACACAGUUUUGAUGUGAACUCCAGUCUGAAGUUCUCUUUUGAUCUCUCUCUCCCGGGAAAAAAAAAUGCACGCAAGAACAAUGGCAACAAGAAGAUUGAGGUGGUGCAUGAGGAGAGUCAUGGGGGUGUGUGUCAAGAAGCAGAGGGAGCAGACAACUCUGAACAACAUCGAUGUCAUGUGAUGAAGGAACUGAUUGACACAGAGAAGGUUUAUGUGGAGGAAUUGCUCAGUGUUCUACUGGGUUACCGAGCUGAGAUGGAUAACCCCGCUCUCUCUCACAUCCUGCCAUCGGAGCUGAAAGACAAGAAGGAGGUUUUAUUUGGGAAUCUGCCAGAAAUUUACAAAUUUCACUGCAGGAUAUUUGUUCAGGAUCUGGAGAGCUGCCGAGAGACUCCGGAGAGAGUGGGAGCGAGAUUUCUAGAGAGAAAGGAGAACUUUCAGGUGUAUGAGCGUUACUGUCAGAAUAAACCUCGCUCAGAGGCGAUGUGGAGGCAGUGUGCAGACUCUCCAUUUUUCCAGGAAUGUAAGAGAAAAUUGAAGCACAAGCUGGAUUUGGAUUCAUAUUUACUGAAACCUGUUCAGCGUCUAACCAAAUAUCAGCUCUUGCUGAAGGAGCUGCUGAAGCACAGUACACACUCACAGUAUGUGUGUGAACUCCAGGGGGCACUAAACGUCAUGUUGAACCUCCUCAAAUCUGUUAAUGACUCCAUGCACCAGAUUGCCAUCACUGGAUAUGAGGGUGACCUGUGUGACCUGGGUCGGUUGUUAAUGCAGGGUUCAUUCAGUGUGUGGAUGAGCAGAAAGUCAUCACGUGUGAAGGACAUGGCUCGUUUUAAACCCAUGCAGAGACACCUGUUCCUCCACGAGAGGGCACUGCUGCUCUGUAAAAGGCGGGACGAGAAUGGAGACGGAGCUGACCGCACUGCCUCCUACAGCUUUAAACAUUGUCUCAGGAUGAGUGCUGUGGGUAUCACAGAGAAUGUUAAAGGAGAUGUGAAGAAGUUUGAGAUCUGGUACAGUGGGAGAGAAGAAGUGUAUGUAGUGCAGGCCCCAACAGUUGAGGUGAAGUCAGCUUGGCUCAGUGAGAUCAGAAAAAUCCUCACAAACCAUCAAAAAACUGCUCAAGAUGAAGGUAAUGGUGCUGUAGACUCUCUCUCCCCUCUUCUUGUGAACAGUAUGGAGAGGGUGUCAGCCUGCAUGCCCUGGAGUCCCGCCCCCAUCGCAGGCUGUUCAGGUUGUUUUGAUGUCCCUCCUAACAGUAAGGGGGCGCCGGUGCACUCAGACGAGUCAGGGAGCUCUAGUCCAGUUCUAACGGACCCUGUGAUGUUCUCACCUCGACCACAGAGUCGCAACCGCCGCAGUUGGCCAGGAACCUCGAACUCUGUGGAUAUUUGUGAGACUUUAGAGGAUUGGACCACUGAUCUGUCCUUCAUCUCCGACUCGGAUGAGGAAGAUGAGGUCCUGCUGGUUGCUGGGAAAUACCGAGCCCUGGUGGAUCACCUGAAGUGUGGUAAAGAUGAGGUCAUCAUAAAACACGGUGAUGUCAUCCACUUACUGCAGGAGAGCACAGCGGGCCGAUGGCACGUAAAAAACCUGACUCGUGGAGGUGAGGGAAAACUUCCAGCUGAUGCCCUGAACAUAAUUCUGGGAAAUGUAGACAGGAGUCAUGUGAUCAGACCCAGACGUGAAUUUACAGCUCGGGAAAUAUAAGCAGAGUGACAAACACGCCGUGAUGAUAUCCUCCAUGUUCAAGGAAACUUCUACAUUAUUAUUCAGCCUGGAGACACACACACACACAACAUCCAGCUGAAAACAGAACCGUAUUUCCUGGACUGCAGGUCAUGUAGUGUGCUCCGAAGCAGAGCUUUGUAGCUGUUGCAGUAAAUAGAGUUUGAUGAACUAUAAAAUGAUUCAGUUUUUAUAAACGGUUUAGAGGUAAAAGGUAGCAUUCUAAUGUGGUUUCAUAUGAAAAGGAAAGAGUUGACUCAUAUAGUCCAGAUAAUACUGUAAGCAAUGCAUGUGAUUCCUUUUCUCCUCUUUCCCACUCUGUGUUCUUUGCUUUCCAUAAACUCUGAACAUUUCUGCACAUCCUCAUAUCCAGUCUUCCCAUUUACCAUCACCACAGUAUGUCAGUCCAUCAUAAGUGUGUUUACUGGAGAUUUCUGCACCCAGGACCAUCUUGAGAACCUCUGGAGGUAACGGGAACAAAUUCUCUAGUUCACAUUUCAUUGCCUUCAACGACAGAAUCCCAUCAUCCGCUGUGUAGUGUGAGCCGUGUGCUAGAGCUUGCUGAGUGUGUGUACCACAAUGCUAAUUCUUCUUUAUGUCUAGAGAUUUUCAUACACAGGCUGACUUCAACUAAAUAUUUAUCAUUUCUAAAUCAGACUUUGUACAUUCCACAAAUUCCUCUUCAGUUUAAAACAAACAUGACACUCUUGUGUGUUAGCGUGGCUACUUCCAGCAGGUUUGUGCUUCUCUACAGCAUGUGACAGAAAGAAACACUCACUAGUUUUAGGAUCUACUUCGUGCCAAAUCACACAUUUUUACAUAACAGUGCUUUGUUUCUAAUCCGGUUUUAUACUUUGUUAGUGUUUUCAUAGCAUUGUGGAUUUGUUACAGUUUAUGUGUUGGUUUAACGCUUCACUUUACACACACACACACACACACACACAGCAGUGUUAAGGAAUACUUCAUAGCCUUUCGUCUUCCUCGCUGGUGCGUGCUAAACUGGCUUUGCUAAUUCCACUGCUCAGGCGGUUCUGAAGGUGUGUUUUAGAGCUGAAUGUAUGAAGCCAUAAAUGUCAAAAAGAAGCUUUAGAUGCAAAGCUACAUGUGGAGGAGAAGGUUUUUGUAGUGUAUGAUCUAUUUAACUACAUGUUGAAGCACAAGAUGUAUAAUGCUAUAAAAAGCCAUUUUUCAUUGAAUGUAAAUAUACACUAUUAUCCCAUUGUGCCAAAACGAAUGUGUUCAUGCUUCAUUUUUAUUUUUUGCUGUUAAGAAAACACAAAGACACACAUCCAGCAGUUGAACAGUGUUCACUGAGUAGUUAAUUAUUUACCUAUUAGCUAAUGCCUGCUUCUGAUCUAUUGCGUCAUGAUCACUGACGACGUUAAGGCUAACUACUGAUCUCACCAUAAUGUCGUACUUUGUGGAGUCUAUUUAGAAUUUUUAUUGGAUUUUUUUUUUUUUUUUAGCUGAUUACUAACUAAAACUGUGUCCCGAAU